AUGGAAGGAAUCGUUUUAGAGGCUCACUUUGCCAAUACAACGAGUCUUAGAUAUUUUUCUGCAUGGGAUGACCAAUUAACUUUGAAAGUAGGUCAGGAUUGGGUUCCUCCUUUUCAACUUGAAGCAUUACAUAUGGGCUCUUGCCAUUUGGGCCCACGAUAUCCAAUGUGGGUACGAUCACAAAAGAGCCUUUCUUCUUUGGUUUUAUCCAACACAAGUCUUGCAGAUGUUCCUCCCGAUUGGAUUUUCCACUUCUCUUCAGAAUUGCAAUGCUUAGAUCUUUCUCAAAAUCAAAUGCAUGGAAGGAUUCCCAAUCUGAUGAAUAUAGGGAUGCAGGACUACUCAGAAAUCAACCUGAGCCAAAACCACCUCGAGGGGCCUUUGCCUUUGGUAUCUUCCAAGGUGAAUAAACUAGAUCUUUCUGAUAAUCUACUUUCAGGAUCCAUUUCUCAAUUCCUAUGUUGCUCACCAAGUGAGCCAAUGAAUAUGGUAGUUCUCUAUCUCGCCAAAAAUCAAUUGUCAGGAAAUUUACCCAACUGCUGGAGUAAAUGGAACAAUAUACAGGCCUUAUAUUUAAAUGACAAUAGCUUUGGUGGUGGUAUUCCUUCAUCCUUCAGUUUGUUUAUUUUUCUUCAAUCAUUGUAUCUCCGUAGUAACAACCUAUAUGGAAUAUUAUCUCUUUCUUCUUUACAGAAUUGUAUUAAUUUAGUUACUCUGGAUUUUAGUCGAAAUAAAUUUGAGAGAAACAUUCCUACUUGGCUUGGAACAAGUCCUUCAAAGUUGAGGUUUCUUAUUGCUGGCUUCAAUGAUUUCCAUGGUCAUACCUGA
Ziziphus jujuba (common jujube) is the source of this 828-nucleotide messenger RNA. Its product is annotated as receptor-like protein EIX1. NCBI's taxonomy places the organism in Eukaryota, Viridiplantae, Streptophyta, Magnoliopsida, Rosales, Rhamnaceae. The transcript has a single exon. The coding region runs from base 1 to 828 and encodes 275 amino acids. The record is from RefSeq and is a predicted model, not a curated record. Gene Ontology annotation, molecular function: protein binding.